AUGGGUAAUCCUGCAACUAGUGAUGUGAAGGAAAUGAUGGAAAAAAUUUUGGCUCUUGACAAGGCCUACCCGCUUCCUCUUCUUGGUGCAAUGCUCAAGAAAUUCCCCGGGAAUGUAGAGCCUGCGGUGUGGUGGCCGGAGCAGCGCCGGAGGCAGGCGAAAGGCCUCGAUGGGAAGAAAGGUUGGAAUGGUUGGAAUGGGAAGUUGGAGGAGGAAAUGAGAGAAAUAAUUGGUGUUAUAAGAAAGAAAGACAAAGCAGACUACUUGAGGUUAGGAGGAAAAGCCUUGAAAUUGAACAAAUUUCUAGCCAUUGGUGGUCCUGUGCUAACAGGAUUAGCAGCACUUGGCUCCGCUUUUGUUGGGUCUCCUAAUCAUGGCUCUUGGGCGGUGGUGCUCGGAAUUGUUGCUGGUGCUUUAGCAAGUGUAGUAAACACAUUUGAGCACGGUGGGCAAGUAGGAAUGGUGUUCGAGAUGUACCGGAGCAACGCCGGAUUCUUUGAGCUGAUGGAAGAGUCCAUAGAAUCAAACUUGAUUGAAAAAGAUAUGGGGAGAAGAGAAAAUGGAGAAUUGUUUGAAAUGAAGGUGGCGUUGCAGUUGGGAAGGAGCCUAUCGCAGCUUAGAGAUCUUGCAACUCCUUCUUCCUGCAAAGAAGAGGAGGAAAUUGAAGAGUUUGCGAGCAAGCUUUUUUGA
Olea europaea var. sylvestris is the source of this 690-nucleotide messenger RNA. RefSeq names its product probable F-box protein At4g22030. NCBI's taxonomy places the organism in Eukaryota, Viridiplantae, Streptophyta, Magnoliopsida, Lamiales, Oleaceae. The record is from RefSeq and is a predicted model, not a curated record. The transcript has a single exon. The coding region runs from base 1 to 690 and encodes 229 amino acids.